AUGGAGGAAGCGAUCGAGGAUGCGCUCCAAGCCGAGUUCGCUUCACUCGAUGCAGAAAUGCGCACGUAUGACUUGUGGCCAAGUGUGAAGACGAAGUCGAGAUGUCUUGUGGAGUACUCCAAUGGCAAAUGUGCUGGGGCUAUUUGUGGCAGCAUCCACUGGACCAACCUCAUGCCGAACCACGUCAGCAACAAACACCACGAUGUAUGGUUAAACACGGAGAACAAAGCGGAGUUGUACGAACGCCUUUCAAAAGAAGACGCGUUCCCUUUCCUGAAGGAAGUUGCCCGGAAACGUGUGGCCCGA
Messenger RNA from Aphanomyces astaci, 306 nucleotides. RefSeq lists its product as hypothetical. The annotation marks the transcript as partial. Lineage: Eukaryota; Oomycota; Saprolegniomycetes; Saprolegniales; Verrucalvaceae. The transcript has a single exon. The record is from RefSeq and is a predicted model, not a curated record.